Molecule: messenger RNA, 627 nt
Organism: Rhodotorula graminis WP1
Lineage: Eukaryota; Fungi; Basidiomycota; Microbotryomycetes; Sporidiobolales; Sporidiobolaceae
Exons: 3
Coding region: 1-627 (208 amino acids)
Biological process (GO): riboflavin biosynthetic process
Cellular component (GO): riboflavin synthase complex; mitochondrial intermembrane space; intracellular anatomical structure
Molecular function (GO): 6,7-dimethyl-8-ribityllumazine synthase activity
Source: RefSeq, a predicted model, not a curated record
AUGGCUGCCAUCGACCCGACUGUCAAGGGCCUCAAGCCCUCGACCGAGCAGUACAACGGCGCAGGCGAGCGCUUCCUCAUCGUCCACGCCCGCUGGAACGACCAGGUCAUCACGCCGCUCGUCCAGGGCGCCGUCGACACGAUGAUCAAGAUGGGCGUCUCGCGCGACAACAUUGUCAUCGAGACGGUCCCUGGCAGCUACGAGCUCCCCAUGGCGUGCUCUCGACUCAUCGCCGCCUCGCAGAUCCAGGCGUCGGCGACAGCCUCGGACCUCAUGGGCGCCUCGACCCUCCUCGACGCCCCUGCAUCGGCCCCGACCUCUGCCCCGUCCUCGUCCGUGUCCAAGGGCCCGUUCGCCGCCGCCAUCGCCGUCGGCGUCCUCAUCAAGGGCUCGACCCAGCACUUCGAGUACAUUUCGGACGCCGUCACGCACGGCCUCAUGCGCGUCCAGCUCGACACGGGCGUCCCCGUCGUGUACGGCGUCCUCAACUGCAACACGGACGAGCAGGCGCUGCAGCGCGCCGGCGUCGGCAAGGAGACCAAGGGCCACAACCACGGCGAGGACUGGGGCGCGGCCGCCGUCGAGCUCGGCGUCAAGACCAAGCGCUGGGCGACGGGCGCCAUCUAG